AUGUCCAUGUGUGUGAUCGGAUCAGCGCUGACAUAUUUCAUCUGGUCCUCAGGAAUCAGCCUGAAGCGACGUGUGAGGGGGACACAGGUGUGCGGCUUUAAGAGUGCUUUAUUUCACCUCCAGUCUGGAGGAGGGGAGGAGGAUUAUCCCUCUGAGCGCCAUGGGACCUUCUCAUGUGGACUGAGGGAGAUGGAGCGCAGCCGCAUGGGCCUGACAGCACCAACACAGCUGGGAUGUGCUCAGGCCGAGAGGACGUCCUGCUCCCGGAGGGGCCGUGUUCCCACCAUAGACACCGAGGUUCAGAGGCAUCAAGAGCUGAACAUACGUGUCAUGCAGAAUGUAGUUUUCACUUCUCAUUUACUUCAUCAGCUUCUGCUCCACGUUACAUUAUCACACAGGGCUGAGGAGAAAGCCUUUGUCUACAUCGUUCUGUGUGAGUAG
Molecule: messenger RNA, 441 nt
Organism: Knipowitschia caucasica
Lineage: Eukaryota; Metazoa; Chordata; Actinopteri; Gobiiformes; Gobiidae
Source: the annotation of a GenBank genome assembly